This is a messenger RNA of Phymastichus coffea, 2449 nucleotides long. RefSeq lists its product as uncharacterized. The record is from RefSeq and is a predicted model, not a curated record. The coding region runs from base 298 to 1452 and encodes 384 amino acids. Lineage: Eukaryota; Metazoa; Arthropoda; Insecta; Hymenoptera; Eulophidae. The transcript has 3 exons.
GAUUGUAGUCUGUACCUGGUGUUCGUGUGUCCGGCGCGAACGCGAUAACAGUUAUUUAAAAAUGAAGUGUCAUCGCGGCUCAUUUAUUACGAUAAUGUGAAAAUUGCCGUAGCUUUUUUGUGAAAUUACGAGGCUAAACUAAGUUUACUAGUACUCGCGCUCGCGAUUGGCGUUCGACGAGGCACACAGAUGCCAGGUCUAACCUAAAAAACAACAAACCACACAAAUACAAGUUUUUUAUUCAAGGCCAACGUUAUACACGACUCGCCGUAUUAACGAACAACACGCCAAGAAGCAAUGCCGGCCCGAAUGUGCGUUGUACCAUCGUGCGGCUAUCGUCGUCACAAAAAUGAACAGAUCAGACUUGGUUUGUUUCAAUGUCCCAAGGAUGAGAAUAGAAUUCGUAUGUGGCAACAACAAAUUCCCGGACUCAACCCAAAAGACUUGGUUUGCGAGAGACAUUUUCACCCAAGUUUGGUGUCGCGCUAUUACGAGAGAGCUACCAACUCAACUCGAACUAGAUUGAAAACCUCAUCGGCUGUACCAACAAUAUUUUCCAAUUAUGAAUCACUUGAUGAAUUUCGUUUUCAAGCUACAUCUGCCGUAUUCUAUAACAAUAACAAUUUCCCAGAUAUUUCACAAGAGCAAAUAGCAUCAACCUCAGGUAUUAGUGAUUUCAUGGAUACAUCAUGUGGACUAAGUACUUCAGAUUCAGUAUGCAGUGACAACACAAGUACAUCAGAUCAAAUUCAAACAAAAGUCACAUCAUUAGGUGAUGCCAUGUCUGACUUAUCAGCAUCUGAAGGUAUUCUAAUGAAAAUCAAACAAGAGGAAAUACAGGCUGACAUUAAAAUAGAAAAUACAGAAGAAUAUAGUGAAAGAUUCAAGUCGGAAACUGAUUGUCAAAUUGAGGAGCUUACAGUGUUUGAACAGAUACAAAUUAAUCGUGACAAUUAUUCCAGAAUAAUACCAGAAUUAUGGAACUUAAAUCAAUUGGUAGUAGGUACUGAAGAUGUAAUGGUAUUUUCAAAAGAAUGUACUGUAAGUGAAAACAAAGCAUUAGUAGUUAUGUAUGAAAAAACUGUUGUUUUGGGUAGGAGUGGAAGCGUCCAUUACUCUGUCCAUGGUAAUACUCUGAAUUGUAAUGAUAGUACGGCUGAGCCGUAUUUUCCUAGUCAGGUAAAAAGUGUUGAAUCGCUUUUAAAUAUUAUAACAAAAUUCAAUGAGCUUAAAGUUUGUCAAGGUAUCUGUACAUCUGAAUUUGAAGUUGAUAAAGACUGUAUUGUUUACCAAGAUGAUCUAGGUUAUUGCCGUCAUAUGAAUUGCGCUGUUAUUGCAGAUACAGAACAAUGUAAUCCUUGUUUUGAGUACAGUCAAUAUUUGGCAGCUAUCACAUUGAAUAAUGUACCAGUAUUAGACAAUCAACCAAUUUACAACAACCAAAUAUACUAACUUUUUAAAUGUCAUCCAUCAUAAAUAGAUAAACUAGGCAUUUUUUCCUCUUUAACUUAAUUAAAAAAUUAUGAUAAUGUGAAAAAACCCUGUUCAACUUGUGAUAAAUUAAUUUCUUUAAUUGAGCAUUUUUAUUGAUAAUUUUUUUAUAUUUUGGAAAUAUUGUUAAAAAAUGUUUUGCUUCCAUAAAUUUUUAUAAGUAGCAUUAUUUUCUCCUUUAUUUUUAUUAGUUUUUUUAAAUUAAAACAUAGUUUUUUCACAUUCUCCUAGUUUCAUUAAACUUAGAUCAUAAUCACAGUAUACAAUAUUUUAUUGAGUAACAUUCUUUUAAAGAUAAAUAAUUUUUUCUAUAUGAUAGAUCAUCAAUCAAUAAAUUACUAAUGAUUCUCAGAAAGUAAAAGUGAUCAGCAAAACUUCAAGAUGAAAAUUAGUUUCAAGCUUCAUUGUCUUAAAUAAACAAAAUUUCCAUUUAUAUAAAUAUUAAGUAACAAUAUCAGCUUAUAAGCCAGCUGUUACAAUAUCAUAGACAUAUUUUAUGAGGAAUUAACUUAAAUAACUGACUGUUGAUGUAAAUAUUCAUUAAUUAAAAUAUUCUAGUGAUAUAAAAUAUUCAAAAUAAGGGUUUAAGCCCCUUAAGGGUUUACUACAUUUGAAUAGGACCUUACUUGUGCCGUUAGGCUUUUUAAAUCAAUAUUAUUGGCAUAUUAUUAUUUAAUUGUUUGGAGUUAAGUUUAGAUACUAUACGAUAAAAAAUGCAGACGCAUUUUUAGUAAAUAUUGUGGAAACCACUGCACAAGGCAAAGAUAGCCAGGAUGUACCGACCAAAGUUUUAUGCUUUCGCAAUAAAGCUAUAAAUGCACAGGCAUUCAAAGUUGAAAUAAGUUUUAUUAUUUAGGAAUAGACUUGCGUGUUUUUUAUGCACUUUGUAAUACAUGUUAAUAAUCUAAUUGUUGACAUGGUUGUAUUUACAUUGGAUAUUUCAAUAAAAGCAAAACAU